AUGCUGGCGCUGGAGCUGCUGGGCUUGGCGUGGCUGGCCGCGGUGGCGCUGGGCCAGAACGAGACGGAGCCCAUCAUCCUGGAGGGCAAGUGCCUGGUGGUGUGCGACUCCAACCCGGCCUCCGACCCCACCGGCACGGCGCUGGGCAUCUCCGUGCGCUCGGGCAGCGCCAAGGUGGCCUUCUCGGCCAUCCGCAGCACCAACCACGAGCCGUCGGAGAUGAGCAACCGCACCAUGAUCAUCUAUUUCGACCAGGUACUAGUGAAUAUCGGACUCAACUUUGAUUCGGAACGAAGCACUUUCAUAGCGCCCCGGAAAGGAAUUUACAGCUUUAAUUUUCACGUGGUGAAGGUGUACAACAGGCAGACGAUUCAGGUCAGCCUGAUGCUCAAUGGGUGGCCGGUGAUUUCAGCCUUUGCUGGGGACCAAGACGUCACCCGAGAAGCAGCCAGCAACGGGGUGCUGAUUCAAAUGGAGAAAGGAGACAGGGCCUAUUUAAAACUGGAGAGAGGAAACUUGAUGGGGGGCUGGAAGUACUCCACAUUCUCUGGAUUUCUAGUAUUCCCUCUUUAA
Molecule: messenger RNA, 573 nt
Organism: Eublepharis macularius
Lineage: Eukaryota; Metazoa; Chordata; Lepidosauria; Squamata; Eublepharidae
Gene: CBLN1
Product: cerebellin 1 precursor
Exons: 3
Coding region: 1-573 (190 amino acids)
Cellular component (GO): glutamatergic synapse; synaptic cleft
Molecular function (GO): protein binding
Source: RefSeq, a predicted model, not a curated record